GCUUGAUCAAGGGAUCAGUUGGGGAGCUGUUGACUAAAGCGGCAAAAGGCAGCAAAAGGUGUUUUAGCAAAAAUGAGGAAGAGAGCGACAGAGUUAACUAGCAAGCUCCUUAGAAACAUUCGUGAUAAAGAUGCAGGAUUGCUUAGAGCACAUGAUGAGGAGGAUUGGAAGCAUGACGAAGACAUGCAAUCCUUUGACACCAACAUUGCGAGUAGCGGAGCUAUUUCAACGGAAUACUUGAAAGAUGUCGUAAAUUAUGUGAAGGUGUGGAACCAGACGACUGUGAACUUUAUCGAGCAAUUGAAAAAGGAUAAGAGGAAAAACAGCAGAUUUCAGAACGUUGUGGACGAGUACAAAGACAAUAGCCAGGAGAUGCUGGAUUUAUUAUCGGAAUUGGACAAGUUUGUACGGUCAGCUUUCGACAUCCAUUCGUCUAUUGAAACUGUUGUUCAAGAAUAUUUUGAUAUACAGGAAAACCCGAAAGACAGUGGUACUAGUUCAACUACUCAUGACCACUACAAGAGGAUAUCUGAGAAACUGAAGAAUAUCAAGGCCGCUGCCCGUAGCAGUUUGGCUGAAAGCUUGCUCCAGAAGGUUCAACCUUUGAUCACGAUGCAUCAACAAUUGCUUGAGAAUUUGACAGUCCAGAAAAAGAAGCUUGACAGGAAGCAGCAGGCUGCUAUUGCUUGUAGGGUGGCUACGAAUACGUUAUUCAUCAGUUCUGUGACUGGGAUGUUAGCUGCGUCUGUGGCAGCAGCAACAACAAGUACAGUUUGUCCAACGACUGCAGCAGUAGCAGCAGCUCUUGCUGCUACUAGUGGGGUGUUAAUGCAAGGAAGACAUUGGAUUUCCUCUAGUUUAAAAAAAUGGGCAAAUAAUUCAGAGGAAAAAGAGAAGCAAGUUGAAGAAAUGCUCACUUCACUUGCCUCUAUGGAGUUGAAGAAUGAAGAGAAUCAAGUUGAACACUAUUACGGGUUGGGCAACAUUAAGCAUCUGAUUGAUUUGGUUGUCAACGAGAUUGAUUCAAGCUUGGGCCAAUCAGACUUUGCAAUUGCUGAGGAACAUAUAAAUGUCACAAUGAAGGAUAUUCAGAAGAAGUUGGAGUCAUUUAUGAACAAAAUUGAGGGUUUGAAAGGCGAAGUCGACGAGUGUAUAACCGAACUAAUGAAGACAAGGGUUGAUGUUGAAAAGGCUGGAUAG
Prunus mume (Japanese apricot) is the source of this 1200-nucleotide messenger RNA. NCBI's taxonomy places the organism in Eukaryota, Viridiplantae, Streptophyta, Magnoliopsida, Rosales, Rosaceae. The record is from RefSeq and is a predicted model, not a curated record.